Messenger RNA from Didymodactylos carnosus, 3582 nucleotides. The record is from the annotation of a GenBank genome assembly. Lineage: Eukaryota; Metazoa; Rotifera; Eurotatoria; Philodinida; Philodinidae.
AUGACUACUUCCAAGACGAUUCAGCGUUCAAUUGAAAUUCCUUUACAUGAUAGUGAUGAAGUUAUUGAAGUAAGUCUUGAUCAACUACCAGUUUUGGGCCAAGAAGUAUUGUCAAUUCUUCAACAAGAAAAUUGUCCAUUGCACAUAUGGGUUACACUAGCCUUGGAAUAUUAUCGUCAAGGAAAAGAAACUGAUUUUGUUCAAAUAUUAGAAGCAGCUAAAAAUGAAAUAACAAAUCAAAAACAACAACAAUCUCAUCAACAACAGCAAACAAAAGAACAACGUCAACAUGAAAAUGAUCAAAUGAAAUGUUUAGAUACUUUAGCUGCUUACUAUGUCAAAUGUGGAUAUAAAGAAAAGCGAGGACAAAAAAAACGCGAAAAUUUCACACAAGCAACAUUAUUAUAUACACAUGCAGAUAAGAUUAUGAUGUACGAUUUGAAUCAUCUUCUGGGUCGUGCCUACUUUUGCUUGCUGGAAGGUGAUAAAAUGGAUCAGGCUGAAGCACAAUUUAACUUUGUUUUGAAUCAGAUGCAAAAUAAUAUUCCAGCAUUGCUUGGACGAGCAUGUAUUGCCUUCAAUAAAAAAGAUUAUCGUUCAGCAUUAAACUUAUAUAAACGUGCAUUAAAAAAUUGUCCAGAAAAUUCUGCUGGUAUUCGAGUUGGAAUGGCCAAUUGUUUUGCUAAAAUUAAUAAACUAGAAAAGGCUGAAUUAUCUUUCAAUCGUGCAAUUCAAAUUGAUCCCAAAUGUGUUGGUGCUUUAGUUGGUUUAGCUAUACUAGAAUUAAAUCAAAAACGAAAUGAAUCAAUACGAAAUGGUGUUACGAAAUUAUCUCGUGCUUAUCAGAUUGAUCCACAAAAUCCAAUGGUUUUAAAUCAUUUAGCAAAUCAUUUCUUUUUCAAAAAGGAUUAUCAACGUGUACGACAAUUAGCAAUGCACGCAUUAAAUUAUACAGAAAAUGAAGCAAUGCGUUCUGAAUCAUGUUAUCAUUUAGCUCGUGCACACCAUGCUGAACGUGAUUAUGAGGAAGCAUUUCGUUAUUAUUAUCAGGCAACACAUUUUGCACCAGAAAAAUUUGUUUUACCACACUUUGGUUUAGGACAAAUGUAUUUAGCACGUUCAGAUUUUACAAAUGCCAGUGAUUGUUUUGAAAGAAUAUUGAAAGUUCAUCCAAAUGAUCAUGAAUCAAUGAAGAUUUUAGCCAGUAUCUAUUGUGAAUCAAGUGAAAUUGAUAAACGAGAUAAAGCUCGUGAAUAUUUGAAAAAAGUAACACAGCAUGAUACACAUGAUAUUGAUUCAUGGAUACAAUUAGCUGAAAUAUUAGAAGGCGUUGAAUUGCAAGGUUCAUUAGAAGCAUAUUUGACCGCAUCAAAAUUGAUACAUGAAACACAAGAAAUCGAUACACCAGUUGAAAUAUUAAAUAAUAUGGGAAGUUUAUAUUAUCGUUUGAAUAAUUACGAAGAAAGCAAACGUUGUUUUGAAAUAGGUAUUCAAAACGCUGAUGUAGCUCGUGAAACUGAACCAGUGUAUUACAAUUCAAUAUUGGUGACAAUGCGUUAUAAUUUGGCUCGUGUUUAUGAAGCAUCUUUUGAAUUUGAUAAAGCAGAAACAUUAUAUAAAGAUAUUUUACGUGAACAUCCAAAAUAUGUUGAUUGCGUAUUAAGACUAGGUUGUAUGACACGUGAUCGUGGACAGAUAUAUAAUGCAUCAGAUUGGUUUAAAGAUGCAUUAGAAAUUAAUCAGAGUAAUCCUGAUGCGUGGACAAUGAUUGGUAAUUUACAUUCAGCUAAACAAGAAUGGCGUCCGGGACAAAAAAAAUUUGAACGUAUUCUACAUAAUACAAGUACGGCAAAUGAUUCAUACGCAAUGAUAUCAUUAGGAAAUAUUUGGUUACAAACGCUGUACAUACCAACAAAAGAUAAAGAUCGAGAAAAACGUCAUCAAACACGUGCAUUACAAGUCUAUAAAACUGUAUUAAAAAAUGAUCAACGUAAUAUUUGGGCAGCUAACGGUGUUGGUUGUGUAUUAGCACAUAAAAAUUAUUUGAAUGAAGCUCGUGAUAUAUUCGCUCAAGUUCGUGAAGCAACAGCUGAUUUUCCUGAUGUAUGGUUAAAUAUUGCUCAUAUAUAUGUUGAACAAAAACAGUAUAUACCCGCCGUACAAAUGUAUGAAAAUUGUUUAAAAAAAUUUUAUAAAUACAACAAUGUUGAAGUAUUAACAUAUCUAGCUCGCGCAUUAGUUAAAGGUAAUCGUUUGAAAGAAGCUCAUAAUGCAUUGUUAAACGCGAGAAGAGUAUCACCACAUGAUUUAACAUUAAUGUAUAACGUAUCAUUAGUACAACAAAAACUAGCCCACGAAACAUUAAAAGAUGAAAAUAGUACAUUAGCACCGGUGUUGCAAGCAAUCGAUCAAUUAAAAAUAGCUCAAAAAACAUUCACAUGGCUAUCUGAAAAUGGCGAUCCAUCUAGAAUUGAUUUAAAUCAAUCAUCUCAAGAAGCUAGGCAGUGUUCUGAUUAUUUAUCACAAUCAACAUAUCAUGAAAUACGUGCAAGAAAGAAAGAUGAACAAGAACAAUUAAUUAGGCGUAAACAAGAUGAAGAAAGAAAGAAAUUACGUGAAAAGCAACUGUUUGAAGAGCAAGAACGUCAUCGAAAAGAUGAAGAACGUCGUCAACUCGAAACUGAGAAACGUCAAGAAUUUGUUAAACGUAAUAUGAAUUUGUUAACAGCAAAUGAAGCACAAGAAAAAACGGAAAAACAGCGACCGAGUGGAAAUAAAAAGCGAGCUAGACAAGCUGAUGACGAAGAAGAAUUUAUUAAUGAUACACAAGAUUUGAUAUCAAAUAUCGAAAAACAGAAAAAGCGAAUGAAAAAACCAACAGGUGGUGAUGAUACAAAUGAAAAUAUUACACCAAAGAAAAAAGAACGAAAACCACCAAGAAAACGUAAAGUUCAUGACGACGUUUUAGACGGUGAUGCAGAAAAUUAUGAACCAAAGCGCAAGAAGACGAAAGAAAAAAAUAGAAAAAAAGUGAAAAUAACCAUGUCCGAUGAGGAAAAUGAUGAUGUUCAACAAGAAGAAGAGAUUGAUGAUUUAGAAGAAAAUGAAGAUGAGAUUGAUAUGAUUAAUGAUGAAGAUGAUGAUACAGAAGAUAGAAAGAAAUCAAAGAAAAAACAAAGUCAAAAUCGUACAAAACGUGCCACACCAUCGAAACCGCCUCGACAAAGUGAUUUAUCUGGUAGAUAUAAAUCGAAAGCAACUAUAUCAAGUAGUGAAUCAGAGGACGAAAACAAUGAGAAAAAGACACCAAUCGAACAAGAAUCUGAUAAUGAGACACAAGAACAAGUGAUAGAUGAAAAGGAAGAUGAUCAGAAUGAACAAGAAGGUGAAGACGAGGACGAAACUCAGAUUGAAAAUGAAAAUCCAUCAGCAAGUGAAGACGAAGAACAACAACAAGUAGAUGAUCAAGAGGAGGAAAAUGUUGACCAAGAUCAGAAUGAUGAUGAACUAUCUGAAAAUGAAAAUGAGAAAGCAUCACCCGAAUCGCGUAUAGAAGAUUUAGUUGUGAGUGAUGAAGAUUAA